Messenger RNA from Limulus polyphemus (Atlantic horseshoe crab), 1182 nucleotides. RefSeq lists its product as uncharacterized. Gene Ontology annotation, cellular component: membrane. Lineage: Eukaryota; Metazoa; Arthropoda; Merostomata; Xiphosura; Limulidae. The record is from RefSeq and is a predicted model, not a curated record. The transcript has a single exon. Bases 1 to 1182 code for a protein of 393 amino acids.
AUGUCUGUUCGCCAGCACUCGCGGUCAGUGGGUUCAUCUCUUCAAGUUCCCCCUACUAUAAGAGUGACAAAUAUGCAGUCACCGGAUGACACGAGUCAACCUCAUGUAUUUACAGUCUCUGAUGCCUUCCUCUCUCCUGCAACCAGUUGUCUGGAAUUAAAAACAGAUCCAGAAACAUUGUGCACCAGUCCAUGUAACCAUCUGGCUCCAGGUCGGUAUCGAAAUAAAAUAACUUUGUCAUCAAAACCAAACAUGAAAAAUACGCUUACUACCUUUGACCCGUCAAAUAUUAAUGAUUCAAACUCGGUGCUAUCAGUUUGUAAUUCUUUGUCAUUACCAAAUCGGGAUGGUUUGUCAUCGCACUGUAUCAGCUCUCAUAAAGACUUUCAAUUUUCAGCAAAUGAGACUACAGCUUCUGAGAGUUUAGGGUAUCAACCUCACCAAUCAGGAAAUCCUAUAUUCCCAGGCUCUUUACAAUCCUGUCAAACUUCUGACCAGUUUGUCUCCAUGAAAUCAGCGAGUACUGAUUCGUGUAAAUCUCUCAGAAAUAGCGUUAUCAAGGUCAAGAAUGUUUCUUUGCUAAAAGCAGCUCGUGAACAAAAUUCACCUCAACCUUUGUGCUUAAAUAGUGAUGCUAUUUCGAUCACAACAUCGGUCUCGGACAAUAUUUCACCAUCAUCUACUCCUAAAGGUAAUAAAACAAACUUAGCUAAAAAAAAUCUGUUUACCGACCAAGCAACAAUGUCUUGCAGAAAUUCAAGCUUAACGAGGCACUGUGAAUUAGAAAACGAGCAACAUAUUAAACUUAUACCUCCGCUUCUUAUAGAACGAUCCCAUUCAAAUGAAAACAGCAUUUACCAAGAAAUUUGUCUUGGUGCAAAAAAUAAUUGUGAACGAGGAAAGAGAAAAAUGGAAACUCAAACUGCUAAACGCGCUGGCUAUAUCAUUGCCUCUUUUGUUCUACUGUGGCUGCCUCAACCACUGACAACGUUUCUGGAAAACAGCGUUUUCACCGAUGUAGCUCAUGCUCACAACAUCCAGAUGUUCACCGUAUCAGUUGCUACGUUCUCGGCCGCAAUGAACCCAAUUGUCUACGGACUGGCUAUCAAACAGUUCCGGGCUACAUUUAUUACAAUGGUACUGAAUCAGUGGCGAAGAUGGAAACAAAGGUGGCUUUGGUGA